AUGCAGACAGAAUGCAAUUCUCAACGACCUCAAGCUUCCACUCCAGCCUCUACCGGUGACCCAGCACUGGAUCGAAAUAUGCAUUCCCCAGUAUCAAUGGAUCAACAACAGACAGCUCAGCACCUCCACAAACACCAACAACAACAACAGCAGCAGCAGCAGCAACAACAACAACAACGAGUUGGUGUGGAUGCACGCAGUUCGUUGUCACAUAGCGACACAAUGAGUGGGGGUGGUGGUGUCGGUGGGACCAAUGCUGGUUCAGGUGGUGGAAUUCCGGGUGCCGCUUUCAAUACCACACCUAUCUAUGACGCUCAGGGCAGUCUUGUUGGGCUCCAAGCCCCGAUAGACAGCGGUCAUCCGCUGGAUGAAUACAGUGCUGAACGUGCAGAUCAAAUGGGCUAUAUGGGUAUGAGCCCGAUCUACCAAUACAAUAUGUCCACACAACAACAAGGGGGACCAAUGCUUCCCGUCGAAUAUCUCCCUUAUACAAAUUACAAUAUGAAUCAACCACAGCAAGCUUACAGUCCCAACUUUGUUCCCGCACAACACCAGCCCCAUUCACAAGAACAGCACUACCAUCAGUUGCUGCAACAACAACAACAACAGCAGCAGCACCAUCAACAAGAACAACAAAAGCUACUUUUACCCAGCGCUCCUGGUAACGGGACAGCUACCAUUAUUCGUGGUCUACCGAAACAACGGCUUUCUUUUGACAAAUGUCCCGCCGUGUGCAGUCUAUUUGCCAUUUUGUGCUGCCCGAUCACCUUAUGGUGUUCUCUUCCCGCUCUGAUCUAUUCCAUGUGUGCCUAUACGGACUAUCGAGCUCGUGAUGUGGAGCGCUAUCAACGGAAAAGCGAUAUCGCGCGCCAUCUGGUCAUUACAGCCUGUGUGAUCGGAUUAUUGUUGUGUGUCACAUGGGCGGUUCUGGCUUUUUUCUACUACGCCGUUAUCAUAGCGACCAUUCAUGACGUGAUUCGUGUAAUCAAUCACCGUUUAGGAAUCGGUACCUGA
Echinostoma caproni is the source of this 1014-nucleotide messenger RNA. NCBI's taxonomy places the organism in Eukaryota, Metazoa, Platyhelminthes, Trematoda, Plagiorchiida, Echinostomatidae. The record is from the annotation of a GenBank genome assembly.